This is a messenger RNA of Cuscuta campestris, 3211 nucleotides long. NCBI's taxonomy places the organism in Eukaryota, Viridiplantae, Streptophyta, Magnoliopsida, Solanales, Convolvulaceae. The record is from the annotation of a GenBank genome assembly.
UUCCGCCUUCGCCCAAAACCAACGCCAUAGCCGGUCACUACUACUGCUCCGCCCCAGACUAUCGACGGAAAUCCACAGUGCCACCGGAGGACGCCGCACGGCGGCAAGCCCCAACCAAACUGAAACCGCCAAUCCGCGACUAGCCGACUGCGGAGUCUGCCCCCACACGGCAACAACUACUUUACAUGUUCGCUCCUGCAAUCAAGACAGUUUUUAAUAGACAAGUCUUCAGAAGUGUUAAUUCAUUUCGAGUUAAACCACUUUCUGCACUUGCCCAGUUGAGCCAAUAUCCCUCAGAUUCUUCUUCUAGUUCUGAUGGAGAAAGUUCAAGCAGUAAUGUCAACGGUUCUGGUUUAGUCCAAGUUUUCUCUGAAGACGGGGCUCCAGAAAUUCUUUAUAGAUUAAGGAAUCAGCCGAAUUCUGCAGUAGCAUACUUCCAACAAAUGAAAGAGCGUGAGUUGCAGUGUGGUGUUGAUACUUAUGUGGCGAUUAUUCGGAUACUUUGUCAUUGGCGCAUGGAUAUAAGAUUAGAUUCGAUACUGUUGGAGGUAAUUAAGUCAGAGAAAGACACUCUGGGUUUUGAUGUGUCAGAAUUGCUUGGAGCAUUGAUGGAGGGACUCGACGGAGAGAGCCCCGAUUAUAUAAUUCAGAUUCUAGAUGCUUUGGUCAAGACUUAUGUGAGUUUGGGCAUGUUUGAUGAGGCCAUUGAUCUCCUAUUCACAACAAGGCGGGGGUUUUGUCCACGGUUAUCGUCAUGUAAUUUUUUGAUGAACCGACUCUUUGAGUUUGGGAAAUUGGAUAUGGUUGUGGCUAUUUAUAAGCAAUUGAAGAGGCUUGGGUUCAACCCAAAUGUUUACACUUACGGAAUUGUCAUUAAAGCACUAUGCAGGAAUGGGAAUUUGGAAGAAGCAUCGAGUAUUUUUGGGGAAAUGGAGGAAUUGGGUGUGCGUCCUAAUGCGUUCACUUACUCUGCAUAUCUCGAAGGCCUCUGCUUGCACAGGGGCUCUUCUCUGGGCAAUAAAGUAUUACAAGAAUGGAAAAAGUUAAAUAAACCCCUUGACGUAUUUGCUUACACUGUCGUCAUUCGUGGAUUAGUCAAAGAAAGGAAGUUUUCGGAGGCUCACACUCUUUUACACGAUAUGGAAGGAGAAGGUCUUGUUUCAGAUGACUAUUCUUAUGGGGCACUAGUUCAAGGUUACUGUGAGACAGGGAAUAAUACUAAAGCUCUGGAUGUCUAUGAAGAGAUGAGAACAAAGGGUAUUAAGACAAAUUGUGUGAUUAUUAGCUCUGUUCUUCAGUGUUUGUGUCGAAAGGAGAUGACAUUCGAGGCUGUUGAAGAAUUCAAUAGGGUUAAGGAGCUUGGAGUUUUUCUUGACGAGGUUGUUUAUAAUGUUGCAAUUGAUGCACUAUGCAAACUGGGAAAGAUGGAAGAGGCUAUGAAACUGUUAGAUGAGAUGAAGAAUAAGAGGAUGACUCCAGAUAUUGUGCACUAUACCACUUUAAUGAAUGGAUUCUGCCUAAACGGUAAACUAUUUGAUGCCUAUACCUUAUUUACUGAAAUCCUGAACAGUGGACCAAAACCGGAUGUUGUUACAUACAACGUGCUUCUCGGUGGAUUUUCUAGAACUCGUCAUGUACAAGAGACACUUGACCUGCUGGAGUAUAUGAAGAGACAAGGUUUAACCCCAACUGGUGUUACAUAUAAUGUAAUUAUUGAAGGUUUUUGUGUGGGCAAUAAGGUGGAGGAAGCUGAAUUAUUCUUUGAUAAUCUCAAUUGUAAAACCGAAGAAAACUAUGCUGCCAUGAUAAAUGGGUACUGCCAAUCAAAUAAUACAAGCAAAGCCUACAAACUAUUGCGAAAGCUGUUUGAGCAACGCAAAUCUAUAAGGAGAAGUUCAUGCUUGAAACUGAUGGCUUGCCUGUGUGUGGAAGGUGAAUGUGAUAAAGCUGUGGAACUAUUUAAGGAACUAGUUUUAAAUAAAUAUGACCCAUGUACAUCAAUGUAUAACUAUAUAAUAGCUGCUUUAUGCCGAGCUGGAGAUAUGAAAAAAGCUAGGAAGAUUUUUGACAUUAUGGAUUCAAGUGCAUUAAAACCCGAUGUAAUUAUUUAUACCAUGAUGUUAAAUGGUUAUUGUAAAGUUAAUUGCUUGCAAGAGGCACGCAAUCUCUUUGCGAACAUGUUGAGCAGGGGAAUAUCUCCUGAUGUUGUCACGUACACGGUUAUACUUGAUGGUUAUUCAAAAGGUUUAACAAGGGCCCAAUCGUCAUUCCAUGCGGGGCGAGAUAACAACAUUGCUCAUGCUAUCUGGCAUAAAAUCAAGGAGGAUAGGUUGAACGCUGAUGUCAUAUGCUACACUGCUUUGAUUGACAGUCAUUGCAAGUCUAAUAGCCUUGAAGAGGCUGUUCAGUUAUUCAAUGAGAUGAUUGAUAGAGGCGUACAACCCGAUAAUGUUACAUACACUGCCCUUCUAUGUGGCCUUCAUAGGCAUGGACGUAUAGAACAUGCUGUUAGCUUUUGUAAAGAUUUGAAGGAUAGGGGAAUAGAACCAGAUGAUCAAAUGAAGUCAGUUUGCAAUGUUUUGUUUAAGGCCAGAAGAGUACAAAUCAAGCGUUAAACUUCAGGAUCUCAAUAAUGUUACAUGCACUGCCCUGCUAUCUCGCUUCUAUAGGCAUUGACAUAUAGAAAGGGCUGUUAGUAUUGUGAAGGAAAUUAUGGAUAAGGGAACAGAGCCAGCCAGAUAAUAUCAUAUGAUGACAUCGUCCAGUGGCUUGUUUAAGGCCAGAAGAAUCCAAAUCAAGCUUAAAGCCUCAGAGUCUUAUGUGGCUUCUUGGUUCAUCUACACUGAUGGACUUUGUGAUUAAUAAUGCUCAAUCAGGCUGCUGCUAUCAAAUUGGUGAUGGAUAUUCUGAAGUUUGAGCCACAACAAUGUUCCCGAGUGUCACAAGAAUUCUUCGAAAAUAACAGGGUUUAUCAUCCUUUAUGGCUAUGCUGAGCUAGUUUCAUUGUUAGCGCCACACGCGCGCCACAAGAAAGGCCGCCUCUUUGAUUUGGAUGCCUCAGCAAUCACUAUAGUAAAAAAUAAGAGGGGAAGCAUGUGUUUGAUGCCCAGAAGCAGAAAUUGGCAAGUAGAUUAAGCACCUCAUGAGGCCAUUGAUUGGGUGGGUAUGGACUUUGGACUUCUUUGGUCGAUGCCUUUAUGAAUCUAUAACU